Molecule: messenger RNA, 480 nt
Organism: Ramularia collo-cygni
Lineage: Eukaryota; Fungi; Ascomycota; Dothideomycetes; Mycosphaerellales; Mycosphaerellaceae
Product: related to multistep phosphorelay regulator 1
Exons: 4
Coding region: 1-480 (159 amino acids)
Biological process (GO): phosphorelay signal transduction system; phosphorylation
Cellular component (GO): nucleus; cytoplasm
Molecular function (GO): protein histidine kinase binding; histidine phosphotransfer kinase activity
Source: RefSeq, a predicted model, not a curated record
AUGCCUUCAACGACUCAACCCUCGGACCUGAGGUCCGAUGAUGGCACCAAUCUUCCCGAAUUUGGCGACGCUCUGGAUGCUACUACCUUUGAGCAGAUCCUCGAAAUGGACGACGACGAAGACGAACGCGAGUUCAGUAAGAGCAUAGUCUACGACUUUUUCGAACAAGCCCACACCACAUUCGAGAGAAUGGACGAGAACCUCGAGAAGAAAGAUCUGAACCAACUCUCCGCUCUCGGACACUUCCUCAAAGGUUCCUCCGCCACGCUGGGUCUAACAAAGGUAAAGGAUUCCUGCGAAAAGAUCCAGCACUUCGGCGCGGGCAAGAACGAAACGGGCGACAGGGAUGAACCAGACGACGAGAAAUCUCUGGCCAGCUGCAGAAAGACGAUCGAGCAGGCAAAGGUGGAAUUCAAGGAAGUGGAGAAGAUUCUACGGAGGUUCUACCACGAUGAUGGUACGGGAGCUGCGCCCGCAUGA